ACAACUUGUAAAUAAAUUUUAGUGCCAUAUUUAUUGUAUGCUUUGUGUGAUAUUGAUAUACUAAAGUUGCACUUAAGUCGAAUUGUAUAAGAAUCUGAUAGUUGAGAUAACAACGCUCAAUUAUUUUUCAAGAAUGAUAAUACAUUCGUAACAUGGAGGAAGGUUUUAAUAUAGCUUGGGAUGAUGGCCCAACCGUUGGCCAUUUGGGUAUGUGUGAAGAAGUAGUUGUACAAGAUAUUGAUAAUGAUGGUAUCGAAGUUGAUGAAGGCGACACAGAGAUUUUGUAUAUGCAAGAGGAUGGAGAGAAUGAUGAAAAUGUUGUUUAUAUGCAUUCAGACGAAGUACUUGUUGAUCAAACUGAAGAAAUAGCUAUCACUGAAGAUGGUGGUUAUAUUGAGUGCCAAGUUGCUGAGGAAGUUAUUACUGAUGAUUGGGCCAAUCCUCAGAACGAUGAUAGAGUUGAAAUUGUGGGAGAAUUCACAGAAAGUCGAGUAGACGGUACUGAUGACAUAGAAAUCCCAUUACCCACCGAUCAAGAUGAAUAUACAACAAGUCGACCGUAUCCGUGCGACUUUUGUAGUCGUCGUUUUCGUAAAAAAGCCAAUUUAAUGAAUCACAUGGUUGCACAUCAAACAGACCGACCACAUGGAUGUAACCUAUGCGGAGCGCGAUAUAUUCGUAAAUGUGAUUUAAUGAAUCAUUUAAAAAUUCAUGCGUACGUACCUGAACCUGAAGCUUACGAAGAUGAAGAAGAAGACAAUGAUAUUAAUUAUCAAUUGGAAGAAUCUGAUAGUGAACGCCCUCGUAAACGAAAGUCAAAUUCGAAAAAGAAGAAAAGUAGCAAAGUGAAAGUGAAACAGGAGGUUAUCGAGGAAGAAAAAUAUUCAGUCCCAUCUAGAUCCUAUGAUUACGUGGAUGAAGACAUGAGAUUACUUACUGAAAUGGCAAAUAGUUCAGCGCGUACCCUUGAGUAUAGUAGUCCUGAGUAUAAUGAUAUAUUACCUCCUGAAAAUCACCCGAUUAGCGAACCUAGGUAUCCAAUAACUGAUCCUAGGAAACCUUUUGUAUGCCAACAUUGUGGUGUAGGGUUCGCUCGAGAGAAAGCAUUAGCUUCUCAUGCUCGAAUUCAUGGAGGUGAUAGUCCAUUCGAGUGUGAGACCUGCAACGAUAUGUUUUGGGAUAUUGCUCUGCUUAAAGAGCAUGUUCGAAACAAACAUGGUGAUUUGGCUUUAGAUAAUUACGACGAUGAUGACGAAGAUUACGUCGAGGAAGAAGAACGCUAUGGUGAUUAUUUUUGUCAAACUUGUGGUAUGACAUUUCAUCGUCAAGAUUUACUUAAACGGCACAGUCGUAUUCAUGUAAAAGAGGAAUAUGUAAAUGAUUCUGAAUUUGGACAUGUGUGCAAUGUAUGCGGUGAUUCAUUCCCAGAGGCCUUAGAUUUGUUAGCGCAUGCAGAAGUACAUGCUAGAUUAGAUAUUCAUCGUUGUAUGUUAUGCGGUGAAAGUUUUGCACAAGAACAGGCUAUGGCUACACAUAUAGCUCAACGUCAUGGCAAAAAUAUGCCACCAAAUUCAUGUAUGCUGUGUGGUAAAACUUGUAAAGAUCGCAGAACGUUGUUAAAACAUUCUUGGGAGCAUUCCAGGGAGAAAACAUUUUCAUGUUCGAAAUGUACGAAAAGUUUUCAUAACAAGGCACGUUUAAGGCGCCAUAUGUUAUCACAUCGGAACAAAUCUGUUACAUGUAAUGUAUGUGGUGAAGAUUUCCCCGAUGGCAGAAGUUUAAUGAAUCAUCGACAUAGUCAUACAAAUAUGUCAGGGCGACAAUUUCCUUGCAGAGAAUGUGGGAAAACAUUUGGAUCACGUAGUUCACAACAAAUUCAUAUUCGAAUACAUACUGGUGAAAGACCAUAUGGAUGUCGAUUUUGUUGGAAAGCUUUUGCUGACGGUGGGACAUUGCGUAAACAUGAACGGAUACAUACAGGUGAAAAACCGUAUGCGUGUGCAGUAUGUCCUAGAGCUUUUAAUCAACGAGUGGUACUUCGUGAACAUAUACGAUCACAUCAUUCGGGCCCUGAUCCUAAGUAUGGUACAACAAUGACUCCAUACUGUUGCUCUGUAUGCAGUGAUCUUUUUUCAACGUCGCAAGAUCUAAUUGUACAUUUAAUACAACAUUGCGAUUUGAAUACGGCGAUGAAACGCCAACCGCAAGUGGGACCACGUAAAUAUAAACGUCGUAGAAAAUUAAAACCGCACGAAUUAGAACGAUUAUCAAAUCGUAUGGAACGAGAUGAUAUAGACGAUAUGUUGUCUGAUUCGGAUGAUAAUACUAAACGUAAAUUAGGUCGCAAAAAUAAGAAACCUAAACCUCAAAUUGAAGAGAAUUAUGAGUCAGUAUUUAAAAGUUUUGAGUCUGCUGUACAGACAAUAAAUAAUUUAGUAAAUUCAAAACCAAGUGGAACUAGAGGACGCAAGAAAAAAGUUACCAAUAAUAGUGAGUCUCCACAGACAUCAGUGCCAUCUCGACCAAAAAUGAUUCACACUCAAAAAACUCGAGUAGCUGUUGAAGUAAGUUCAGGUGACGGAAGUAAGGUGCGUCACAAAACUAAAACGCUAAUAACACGAACAACUCCGGCGGUUGUCACGAAUACAAAUGAAAAAACUACACCAGAAAAAAAUGGCGAACGAAACCGUCCACGUACUAAAAAUGUUAGCUAUCAUGUACUUCAACCAGAAAAAUAUCCAACAGCUACCUUCGAACAAUAUAAACAAGAGACGAUCGAAGAUGUGAUACCAAUGAAAACUGAAACAAAUAUUAUGGUGAAAUCAGAACCAGAAUCUCGGCGUGAAAACUACAUGGAUCUAGAAGAAAUGUUUUAUCACAUGAAUAACGAUUAUGGUGAGAGUGAAGAACAAACUGCACUUGGUAUUGAUGGCGAUGGUAACUUUCAUGUUGCACAAAACAUUGAAGUCAGUGAAGAAGUUGUUCCUGAAGUUGAAAACGAAGAAGUAUGUAUCGAAGAGCAAGUUGAAAAUGAGGAAUAUCUUGAAGAGGAGAAUACCGAAGAAAUUACCGAUAAUUACAUACAGUACCAACAAAAAAUUGAUACGGGGGAAACAUCGGAGCAAAUGAAUAUUGAACAUAUACCAAACAACAUGGAUCAAAUUGAACAUGGUGAUGAUUAUGGGGAAUCAGUUUUACCCGAUUCCUUAGCGGUCCAUCAAGAACAACAACAACAUUUCGAAUCAACAAUACAUCAUCAACAGCCCACGCAACAGAAUCAUCAAAUUAAUGUAAAAAUGGAACCAUUAGAAUCGAGUUCACUGUAUGAGUUGGCUGAAUUAUCGAUGCAACAUGCGCAGAAUAAGUUUAAAUGUGAAAUGUGUAGUGCAACUUUCUCCGAUAGAGGACAGUUAUUAUUACAUGUUCCAGUGCAUAUCUGAUAGUAAUCCGAUGCUCAAUAUAGAGAGCGACAACAUUUUUAUUCAAGUUUUAAUAUUCUACCUGCUGUAAGUUGUAAAGGUUUGGCAAGGGGUAUUUAGUGUAGUAGGUAGAAGACAAUUUAUCGAUUAUCGAUUUUAUCGGUAUAUAAAUAAGAGUGAUUUAUAACAAAUAGAACAACAUUUUUACAGAAACAAAUGGUUUUUUACUGAAAA
Molecule: messenger RNA, 3653 nt
Organism: Chrysoperla carnea
Lineage: Eukaryota; Metazoa; Arthropoda; Insecta; Neuroptera; Chrysopidae
Product: zinc finger protein 616
Exons: 3
Coding region: 153-3440 (1095 amino acids)
Biological process (GO): regulation of transcription by RNA polymerase II
Cellular component (GO): chromosome
Molecular function (GO): chromatin insulator sequence binding
Source: RefSeq, a predicted model, not a curated record